Haliotis rubra (blacklip abalone) is the source of this 952-nucleotide messenger RNA. Its product is annotated as aquaporin-8-like. Gene Ontology annotation, molecular function: water channel activity. NCBI's taxonomy places the organism in Eukaryota, Metazoa, Mollusca, Gastropoda, Lepetellida, Haliotidae. Gene Ontology annotation, cellular component: plasma membrane. The transcript is spliced from 6 exons. Bases 1 to 906 code for a protein of 301 amino acids. The record is from RefSeq and is a predicted model, not a curated record. Gene Ontology annotation, biological process: transmembrane transport.
AUGCCUAUGAUCGUGCCUAUUGCUCUGUGCGCCGGCUUCACAGUGGCAGCCUUGAUGGCAACGUUUGGAAAAAAUGAGCAAUAUUCCAGCAACAUCACGGCGGGUUCCAGACUACGGGACCGUUAUGAACAAUUAGGGUCUACACGGAACAGACCCAGAUCUGGAAGACCACGUGUUACCACGUCCAAGACCGCUACAUUCGUGCACGCCACCUACGUGGAGAACGACAACGACAACGUCAACGGUAUCGGCAACACCGGGCAUGUGGAGAUGAUCAGACCAGACAAUGCUCGGGGCGAACAUACAUAUAAAGUAUUGCAUUUUGAUUUUUUCAGUGGUGGUCACUUCAACCCUGCUGUGAGCGUAGCGGUGUGUGUGUCCGGUUCUCUGAAGCCUCUCCUACUGCCCGCUUACAUCGUUAUGCAGAUGCUGGGUGGAGUCGCCGGAGCCGCCCUCGCCAUGGUUGUUGAACCAGAUGAGCUGUUCACCAAGGUGUUGACUGAUGACUACGUUGAGAUGGCCGUGGGACCUGGGCGGGCUAUUGCCUGCGAGUUCUUGCUGACUGCGUUUGUGGUAAUUGCUGUGUUGUUGACCACGCUGGAGGAGAAGACGAAGACGCAUGCCGCUCCAACUGCAGUGGGGUUCGCGUAUGUCGUCGGCAUUCUCUCAGGUAUUCGGAUAACCGGCACUAGUCUGAAUCCUGCCCGUAGCUUUGGUUCAGCGGUAGUUCUGUGUCUGUAUUCCCACAAAGCAUGGUCUAACCAGUACGUGUUCUGGGUUGGACCGCUUCUAGCAGCUGUGGUGAUAGCUAUAUUUUACAGAUACGUGCUUUUUCGACGGAAGACAUCCUCCAAGGAUAUAUACAAAUACUCACACCUUAUGGCAGACCCCAAUCAACACGACUGAAACAACAUGAGCUGACAACAAAACACAUCACUCAUUGACACAUGCC